AAAAUAACACUUGCAGAGCUAAUAAGGUAACAAAUUCUUGACAUUAAUAUUGUUAGAAGCUCAUAUUAGAAUUGUGUAGUCUAAAAAAUGAAGACAAAUAUUUUUGCAAUCUCAAUAAUUGUAUUUAUUAAGAUAAUGACUGUGUAUUGCUUUGGUUGGGCACCAUCGCAUGUCGGGAUUUGCCAAUCUCCGAUUGACAUUAGACCAGAAACAUGUAUAAGAGAACACCCUAGCACACUGGAGCUACAAAAUUUUGAUGUCCAACCCAACUCAAUGCUCGUAGAAAAUAAUGGAUACACUGUUCAAUUUUCCUUUGAGUUCGGACAAAAUGCUCCUUAUAUAAAUACACAAAUGCAAAAUGCAUUAAAAGUAUAUAAACUUGCGCAGUUGCAUUUCCACAUUGGAGAUGAUGACUAUGAGGGAUCGGAACAUACAAUAGAUGAAAUGUAUUACUCUUUCGAAAUCCACUUAGUUUUCUUCAAUUCAGCGUACCAUGACGCAACUGCAGCAACCUCGUUUCACGAUGGAUUGCUUGUGUUAUCCAUCUUAUUUCUACAUUCGGACUAUGCUCAAAACUUACCAUUUACUGAGUACUUACACAAUGCUAAGUAUUCUGGUGAGAAAUACUUCGUAGCAAACAAUUUGCUGCAUCAUAGACUGAUUGACUUCAUCAGAUACGAAAACUUUCAAUAUGUCCGCUAUGCUGGUAGUUUGACUACGCCGUCAUAUGCAGAAACUGUAACGUGGUUUGUAUCUACUGACAUAAGAUUUAUUAAUGAAAUGGAUUUACGUAUUAUUCGAGGGAUCGAAGGUGAUGCUGGUCUAAUAGCUGGAAACAUGCGUCCAGUUCAACCAAACAACGGACGCAAGUGCUACAAAAACUACUGAAAAAGCACACCUUUUUGCAAGAUAAUCGAAAAUAAAUUCAGAUGUUU
Molecule: messenger RNA, 935 nt
Organism: Phlebotomus papatasi
Lineage: Eukaryota; Metazoa; Arthropoda; Insecta; Diptera; Psychodidae
Product: carbonic anhydrase 6-like
Exons: 3
Coding region: 88-888 (266 amino acids)
Molecular function (GO): carbonate dehydratase activity; zinc ion binding
Source: RefSeq, a predicted model, not a curated record